This is a messenger RNA of Glycine soja, 801 nucleotides long. RefSeq lists its product as uncharacterized. Lineage: Eukaryota; Viridiplantae; Streptophyta; Magnoliopsida; Fabales; Fabaceae. Gene Ontology annotation, biological process: UDP-N-acetylglucosamine biosynthetic process. The record is from RefSeq and is a predicted model, not a curated record. Bases 1 to 801 code for a protein of 266 amino acids. Gene Ontology annotation, molecular function: UDP-N-acetylglucosamine diphosphorylase activity. The transcript is spliced from 5 exons.
AUGGAGACGCGAGUGUUGUCUGGCGCUGGAACCUUGUCCUCCCUCCCUCACCUCCACAAACCGUCGCGGGAGGUCGACGCCGGCCCCUCCCUCGACGCUGGACCCUCCCUCGUCGCCCCUCCCUCGUUCCCCUAUCUGAAAUCGAAACUGAAACUGGAACCGAAGAGAGAGAGAGAAAAAAUGAGGGAGCCAUCGUCGGUGGUAUUCGAAGGCAACGACGUUGUUCCACUGCAAGCUCUUCUCCAGAGACUGAAAGACUACGAUCAAGAACACGCUUUCGCCCUCUGGUACGAGCUCUCUUACGAGGAACGCGAGUUUCUCGUCAAGGACAUUGAGAGUUUAGAUCUUUCAAGAAUUGACCGGAUUAUUCGGUGCUCGCUGCGAUCUCAAGGACUGCCGGUGGCGGCCAUUGAGCCUGUGUCGGAGAGUAGUGUGUCGACGGUGGUGGAGAGAAGUCAAGAGGAUCGAGAGAGAUGGUGGAAAAUGGGAUUGAAGGCCAUUUCUGAUGGCAAAUUAGCUGUAUUGCUUUUAUCUGGUGGCCAGGUAUAUUUUAAUCUAUUUUUUAUGAACAUAUACAUAUUCUUCUUGAUGUUAGGCCAACCUGUGAGAGAGAGAAGGCACGUGUGGCUAGGUCUUUGCACGUUCCAAUCAAUUGUUGCUUGUGUUCCAAAAAAAGUUCACAUUGAGGGAGCUAGUGAAACAGGAUUCAAGAUAUCAUCAAUUGAAAUUACGGAUGCUAUCAAAGCUGGAUUGGAUGAACCUAUUCAGCCAGAGCCUGUGGUAUUUGUUCCUUCAGCUUAA